Molecule: messenger RNA, 3994 nt
Organism: Neolamprologus brichardi
Lineage: Eukaryota; Metazoa; Chordata; Actinopteri; Cichliformes; Cichlidae
Source: RefSeq, a predicted model, not a curated record
AUAUACGUCAUGUGUCAAAAUUUUCUAACAAAAUUCUGAUACUUUUUGUAAUAAAACUAUAAUUUAUCACCCAUUUUCCAAACUAAUGAGUCACAGCCUUGUCAAAAAUGCAAACUUGUUAGCGUACACGAGCUCGUGCGACGUUAGAGAUGAUAUAACCCGUCGUGUCCUUUAGCUGCGGUGCGCUGUUUGGUCUAAGAUGCCGCGAGGAAGCUGAUAUGUGGCAGUUAGCUCGUGCUAGCGUUUAGCUCUAGUAAUUUCUCGGGCUGCUUGGCGUGUAUUGAUUCAGUCAGGUAAUGACAGUGACAGGUGGCGAUUACUGAAAGCCUGAACCAGCCAACCAGAAAGUCCAGCCAGUGUUUACCUGUUUCUCAGGUAGGGUGUGAACAGGGGGCAGGGCCACCCACGAGGUAGGAGGGAUGCCUGUGGAGGGCGGAAGCAGCAGCGGCUCUGCUUCAGCUGCCCGUCACCCCAAGCAGAAGCGCAAGGCUCACAGUUUGUCUAUCAGGCGCACCAACAGCACAGAGGAGAGGCCGGGAGGCAUCCAAAGAGGAGACAUGCUGGAUGGACAGGACUCCAAGCUGCCUCUCGCUUUGCGGAGCAAUCUUCUUGACCUGUUUGGUCAGAUUGAACGGGAGUUUGAGAAUCUCUACAUAGAAAACCUUGAAUUACGUCGGGAAAUUGAAUCACUGAAUGAGCGGCUGACUGGAGAUGGACAGGCUGUUGAGGGAGGAGACCCCACCAAGGGAGCCUUGAAAACAAAAGCCAGCCACAGCACCAGUCAACUGUCACAGAAGCUGAAGACGACCUACAAAGCCUCUACCAGCAAGAUCGUGUCCAGUUUCAAAGCCACCACCGGCUCCCGGGCUUUGUGCCAGCUGCUCAAGGAGUAUGUGGGCCAUCGCGAUGGGAUCUGGGACCUCAGUGUCACCCGAACUCAGCCAGUGGUGCUGGGCACUGCCUCUGCAGACCACUCAGCGUUGCUGUGGAGUAUAGAGACGGGCAAAUGUCUGCUGAGGUAUGCUGGCCAUGCAGGAUCAGUCAACUCCAUCAAAUUCCACCCCACAGAGCAGAUGGCACUCACAGCCUCUGGGGACCAGACGGCUCACAUCUGGCGGUACAUGGUGCAGCUUCCAGCCCCACAGCCACCACCAGAUGUCAGUGCUCCGUGCGAUGAAGACCAGGAUUCUUCGGACAGAGAGGAAGGCGAGGUGGAUGGCGAGGGCCCUUGUGAAGUGCCCACGGUCCGGGUUGCUACUGCAACACUCAAGAGCCACCAGGGCGUCGUAAUAGCAGCUGAUUGGUUAGUGGGAGGCCGACAAGUGGUGACAGCUUCCUGGGAUCGUGCUGCCAACCUGUACGAGGUUGAGACUUCUGAACUGGUUCACACGUGUUCAGGCCAUGACCAGGAGCUGACUCACUGCUGUACCCACCCAACCCAGCGACUGGUGGUCACUUCAUCCAGAGACACCACCUUCAGACUGUGGGACUUCAGAGACCCAUCCAUCCACUCUGUCAACGUCUUCCAGGGACACACUGACACGGUGACGUCUGCGGUGUUCACAGUGGGUGACAAUGUGGUUUCAGGAAGUGAUGACCGUACUGUCAAGGUGUGGGAUCUGAAGAACAUGAGGUCGCCUAUAGCAACCAUCCGCACUGACUCAGCUGUGAACAGGAUCAGCGUCUCUGCCAACCAGAAGAUCAUUGCUCUGCCACACGACAAUCGACAAGUACGCCUGUUUGACAUGAGCGGGGUGAGGCUGGCCAGACUUCCACGCAGCAACAGAAUGGGUCACAGGCGAAUGGUGUGCUGCACGGCGUGGAAUGAAGAAAACCAGUCGUGCAACCUGUUCACGUGCGGCUUCGACCGGCAGGCUAUCGGCUGGAACAUCAACAUCCCCGCCCUGCUGCAGGAGAAGUGAUCAGAGUCCCUCCGUGUAUAGACGGCGCAGCACACGUCUGCACUGUAACCCGUGGCCUCGCACACGCGUGUUUCCUCUGUCGAGCAGUUUGGUUGUCGUGUGCUUCGCAGCUUUCCAGCAGUGAGCUACAAGUUCAGACAAUAAUUGCUCCUCAAUUACUCUCACAUAAAAGCCUUUUCAGGUCAUCUGAACACGCGUGUACGAGGCCACACAGCCGACCUUCUGCGUCUGACCCUUCACUUAUUUAGCAUGGAUCGUGAAUUGUGACAAGGCUCGUCCGAUCUGUCCGCCCCCAGCCUCCUCUAUAUAUUUCUGACCCGUGUGCCGCGGGGCUGCCGAUCACGGCACUGUUGUUUAGUUACUGCUGAAUCGUCGCUCUUGCAUGUAGAUAAACUCAGUUUGCAAAUGUUACUUGUAAAGUCACAAGAGAAUAGAACCGUUUGUAGAAUAUGAUGUGUAAAUAAUAUAUUGUGGCCUGUUUAAAGUGACCUGUGUCGCAGGUUGUUGUUAGCUAAUGUGUCUUACAGUUUGGCAGAGACAGUUCUGUGAUUCUUUUAUUUUAUUUUAUCCUUUUGGUCAAAUAUUUGGAAGAUUUCUUAUCGCAGAAACAUAUCACAAAUCUCCGUCAUAUCACCUGUGCAGCGAGCGGGCUGCCGGGCCAGUCGGUGAGCGCUUCAAAUGGCGUCUGAGGCGUUGUGGGAAGCUUUUGACAGAUUGAGAUUCGCUCCCUUGCCUGUUACCUUUGAUGCUUUCAGUUUCACAGCCAGCCUCCAUAUUUCCAGUAUAGUUGAAACUGUAAUUCUGCCUUGUUCCGUGUUUACAGUGGAUUUUUAUUUUUUUUUAAACAUGUUGCUUUUUUCUGCCUUUUCUGUGAGGAUGUAAAGUGUCAAGAGCAUAGCAAUAAUGACUCUCUGUGAACGGGAAUGUGUUGUGCAUUAUCAUAUUCCAUUAUUCCCUACGUGCUGCUGGUGUCCAUAAGCUCAGUAUAGACUCGUCCUCUUUAGCUUGCUGCCAGCCCUGCGUUGCUGUACUGUGUGAUCCUUAAGUGAACUUGUCAGGUCAUUUCUGUGCUUCAGUAGCGCUCCUGUCAACAUGCUCUCGCAGUUUGUGUUGAGCCCUCAGUCUUCUAUAACUUCCUGCAUCUUUGUCGCUGACGGCGCUUUUACUCUCUGCACGGAGCGCUCUUUAUCCAAAAACAGAAGCAAUAACCCAGCUUGACUUGAUGUUUCUGGUGCUCGGAGUGAAGUCCGGGUCUUUCUUUUUUGUUUUCUUCCAUUUUUGAAAUCAGUGACUAUAACUUGAAAUACACACUGAAUCUCAGUUUGACUUCUGACUUGCCCUGAAAUAGGCUUAACUGGAUUCCAGGAAGCUUCAAUUGUUACACUUGUGCAAUAUUUUAAACAUGAAGUCAUGCUGUAGUUUCUCACACGUUUAAUCGACUUCAGUGCUGUAAAACCCACACAAAAGACUCUGUGUACCUGUGUGACUGCUGUAGCUGUAGCUCGGUGUAUAAAGGUGACUUACUGAAAAAUCUGGCUUCAGACUUCACUGCUGUUUCUACCCACAACACAAACGGGAUGCAUUCUGAAGUAGCAUGAACCUGAAAGUGUAAUAAUCUUAUUGAAAUGCCUUACAUUGCAUUGAGGAGAAAAAACCCGGUGCAUGGGCCUUAUCCAUCCAAGCAUCAGUGCACUUUUCCAAAUGCUUGUUAAAGAACUAAUUGUGUUCCCGAGCGCAGCAAAGAUAGGAUUUUUAUUCCUGUUUCAUUCAGGGAACUCAAUUUGGCGCCCACCGGUAUCAAUGUCAUUUUAAUCUGCAGGUAGAACGGCACGGCCCGAUUCGUGCCCCGCUUAUGAAUUUCAACCUGGAGGAAAUAUGAUUUUGGAUUGAUACAUUAAAUUAUUGCGUGCCAGGCUGUAGGGGUAAAAAAAAAAAGAAGAGUGGAUGGGCUUUGCUUCACUGUAGCGAAUCAUAUUCACCUGAAACUUCAUUAUGUGAUCUACUUUGCAUACUUUAUUGUGACGGGUACGUGCUCUCUUGACACUUUCCAAUAAAACGUGUGAUUUCCUUUU